Phanerochaete carnosa HHB-10118-sp is the source of this 518-nucleotide messenger RNA. RefSeq lists its product as uncharacterized. NCBI's taxonomy places the organism in Eukaryota, Fungi, Basidiomycota, Agaricomycetes, Polyporales, Phanerochaetaceae. The coding region runs from base 287 to 505 and encodes 72 amino acids. The record is from RefSeq and is a predicted model, not a curated record. The transcript has a single exon.
GCCCGGGACUGCGGCGGCUCAGCUGUGCCAGCCUGGGGGAUGCCGUGGGUACCAGUGAGAUGAGGCAGAAUCGUUUUUAAGGGUGCUGCGGCAGCCCUGGGUACAGGGUGUAUUGCCCAGACGGCUUGUCAACCCGCAACGAUGAGCCGCCACGACGUAAUCGUUACACGCACUGAGGAAAGAUACUACGAUAAUGGCGCAGCCUACUCUCUCCUCUGACUCGGAGCUACUGCACCCGUACUGAUUCGUGCACCUUAGGCUCGACACACCAACAGAUCAUCUCACUAUGGCGCACGGCACGCGGCUCCCCGACGAAUUUCGCCACUGCAGCCCCACUCGCUCCCCUGUCGCCUUGCCACGUCGGCGACGAUGCGCCCCGCGCCCCGCGCACCCGCGAACCGCGGCGAAGCGCGAAGCACGGGGAGCAGCCAUCCAUUCAGCGGCAGCGGCGGCCCACGCGGUGCGCGGUGCGCGGCUGAUGGAGCUUAUCACUCCAUUUCAUUAAACGGGGGGAAAAU